Dalotia coriaria is the source of this 2905-nucleotide messenger RNA. RefSeq names its product Wee1 kinase (gene Wee1). NCBI's taxonomy places the organism in Eukaryota, Metazoa, Arthropoda, Insecta, Coleoptera, Staphylinidae. The record is from RefSeq and is a predicted model, not a curated record. The transcript is spliced from 3 exons. The coding region runs from base 314 to 1987 and encodes 557 amino acids. Gene Ontology annotation, cellular component: cytoplasm; nucleus. Gene Ontology annotation, molecular function: magnesium ion binding; non-membrane spanning protein tyrosine kinase activity; ATP binding. Gene Ontology annotation, biological process: negative regulation of G2/MI transition of meiotic cell cycle; protein phosphorylation; mitotic cell cycle.
UUCCGUUGUGCGCAGUUGGUUACUGCGCAGCGCGCAUCGUUCAGCUGUUCACAAGUAACCCGCACGCAUGCGCAUUGUAGCUCCAGUAACCGUUAUUUUCAAAGCGACCAUGCAUAAGGUACGCCGUUAGAGAAAGCAACAAGAGAACGAACGCAUCCAUACGCCAUUUCUAUGUUAUGUAAAAAUUCUGUUUUGUGAUAAUUAAAUGGACGUGAAAUCAACCAGUGCAUCAUUAAAAUAUAUCAGUUUGUAAUCUCGGAAUCAGGAAGUUAAAUUAUUCGUGUGUGUCUAUUGUGUUUUGCGCGUUGUGGCAAUGCAUCAAAACGCAAUGGUGGAUCGUGCAAGCAUGCACAGACACGCCGAUUUGUCGGCGUCAUCAAGCAGCGAUCCAGACGUCGAGGUAGAAAUGCGAUUCAAUAUGUCUGGUGACGAGGAAGACACACCACGCGAACGCGUUAUUAGCUCGACGCCUAAGAUCUCAUCAAGGCGGCUUCACUUCGUCGACGAUGAGGAUGAGCAAGAGGACAGCGCCACGGAGAUUCUGACGAUCCGACAGCCCCCAAACGCCAGCUUCAGUCCACCGUACAGGAAGGUGCGCGCCCUGCGGCUGCUGGAUCGACCGCUCACACCGAGAACGCUUUCGGCGAACUCGGUGUGCACUCCGCCGCGUCGUUCUCGGCUCUUCCUAUCGCCGUUUGAUCAACAACAGCAGCAGUCUGUUGAUGGCGCUGAAACCAGCUGUAGUAGUUUAGCAGAAGUGCCUUCUGUGAAUAUAAAUCCAUUCACGCCACAAGCGCUGCGUAUGCAGAAGAAUAAAAAACGUAUGAGGGAUCAGGUAUCACCUGGUUUACCUGGAAUCAGUUCUCAAUCCAAUAUUCCAAUGAUGACAUUCAGUAAUGAUCAAGAUAUGAAUGAUGAUAGUGAUUUACAGCCACCUUCAAAAAGAUUAGCUCUAAGUGAGAACAAUAUCUCAAGAUAUCAUCAUGAAUUCGCUGAAGUGAGUCUCCUGGGCACCGGACAAUUCUCACGCGUGUAUAAAUGCAUCAAUCGCUUAGAUGGCUGCAUGUACGCGAUCAAACGCUCGAAGAAACCCGUAGCUGGGUCUUCGAAUGAACGCGCCGCAUUGAACGAAGUUUGGGCGCAUGCGGUACUAGAUUGGCACGAAAACCUCGUCGGCUAUCACUCUGCCUGGGCGGAACACAAUCAUAUGUACAUCCAGACAGAGUACUGUAAUCGUGGUACACUUGCUGAUAAAAUUGCUAACGAAAGUCUUGAGUUUCCUGAGUGUCAGCGUUUACUACAGCAGAUUGCUGAAGGUUUAAACUAUAUGCACUCGCAUUCGCUGGUGCAUCUCGAUAUCAAACCGGAUAAUAUCUUCAUUUCGGUGUCUAAGAAGAGAAAGCGCUCGGGGAUUUCCUACAACGAUUCAGCCGACGAUGGAUUCGCUGAAGACGAAGAGCUGACGUAUAAAAUAGGCGACUUGGGUCAUGUUACGUCGACAACUGAUGCGCAAGUCGAAGAGGGCGAUUGUCGUUAUCUGCCAUUGGAGGUUUUACAGGAGAAUUAUUCGAAUUUAAAAAUGGCUGACAUUUACUCGUUGGGAUUGACGGUGCUCGAGGCGUCCGGUUAUGGGCCGAUGCCGAAAAAUGGCGAUGAGUGGCAACAGCUACGUGAGGGUAAGAUUCCCAAAGAUGUUAAAUACCUUCCGAGCGAUUUUCUCGAACUGCUGAAGUCGAUGAUUGAUCCAGAUCCUCUGAAAAGACCAACUUGUGAACAGAUUUUACUGUAUCGUAAAGUGAGCCAUGUCACCGAAGCAACGAAAUCCUACGAACAGCUCCAUCGGGAGUACAAGGCAUCUGUACUCAAAGCGGAGUUGCUUUCUAAGCAACUAGAGGAAGCAACACGAUGUAUAAAAUCCCUCACGCCCGAUACGAAGCGCCUCAUUGGUAAAAAGAAGACGCGAUCUGUUAGCUCGUUGAAUUUUUAAAUGUACAUUUUACAUACCGCUUUCGCCAAACAACCUCGCGAUAUCAUCGUCAUAUGUCGCGCAUUAAUAUACCUUAUAUUUUAUUCUAUAAUUAUAUUUUAUUUAGGGGUGGAUGGAAAACGAAUACCAAAUAAACUGCUUGCAUGCUAGCAGAAAUCUGAAGGAUGCAGUGUUCGUUUUGUCGACAUAGAUGAGCUAAGUGAUAAACUGUGGAUUUCGUAUGGACCGCAAUCGAAAUCGUAAAUGAAAUGUGAUAAAUGCAAUCAAUUGUUAUAUUUACGCCGAGCGAGGUAGCUGAAGGUGUGAAUGUUCCACGAGUAGUAAAUGCGCACGAACGAAACAAGGUAGUAAUGUUAUACAUUUAGAUUAGAAGCAAAGAAGAUGAAUCUGUUGUAAAAGGGAUGUGUUAGAGUUGUAACGUUAAUUUUACCACUGCACCAUUUUAUAUUGAAUAUUUUACUAGCUACUAUGAUAAAAUUGUUAUUUUAAUAAGUGAUAGAAGUCCGUGUUGCGUAUUGUUGAAUUUCGAUGUGGUUUAGACACGCUUAUAAUGUUACAUUGGUUGUUUUUCUUCUUUACAUCUAUGUGUUGGGCGUUGGUAGACUGCUGGAAUCCGAACACGAUGCUCUCAACUACGGAUAUGGCUAAUACAAUCUUAUGAAUGUAAAUCGAAAACAAAACAAUGUGAUUUUUACAUAUUUCCUAUUGAUAUUAAUGAUAAUUUUGUAAAAUGUAUAUUUAUUAUUUUUAUAUCUUUAUUGUAAUAUUUGCCGCUCCUGUGAAGGGGGCGUUUUAUGCUGUAUCAUUUCUCUCACUUAAAUUUGUAUUUUUGCUUAUAUGUAUUUGGCUGCAUUAUAUUUAAACUAUUUUUGCUAUUUCUUUUAAAAAAUAUAUCACUCAAUAAAACUUUAACAAAUA